AUGAAUGGGUGGAAAGCGGAGGAAGAGGAAGAGGAGAAGAAGGAGAAAGAAAGGAAGAUGGAAAAGGUAUGGAACCAGGAAAAGCGGCAAUAGGU
Molecule: messenger RNA, 95 nt
Organism: Enterobius vermicularis (human pinworm)
Lineage: Eukaryota; Metazoa; Nematoda; Chromadorea; Rhabditida; Oxyuridae
Source: the annotation of a GenBank genome assembly